Daldinia decipiens is the source of this 2037-nucleotide messenger RNA. Its product is annotated as FAD-binding domain-containing protein. Gene Ontology annotation, molecular function: FAD binding; oxidoreductase activity. The record is from RefSeq and is a predicted model, not a curated record. Bases 97 to 1914 code for a protein of 605 amino acids. Lineage: Eukaryota; Fungi; Ascomycota; Sordariomycetes; Xylariales; Hypoxylaceae. The transcript has a single exon.
GUAGGAAAUCUAUACCGGUCAGGCUUUACGCAUGCUUCGUAUGCCCCUAUCUAUAUCGCCAAUGAGUUCUUGUGUAAAACUUCGAACUCGCCUAAUAUGAAAGGGUGUACGAUCUACUUAAUUUGGUCCCUUGCUCAGCUCAUGCUCUUUGGUGAGGGGCAGAGUGAAGAGUUAUGGACUUCACUCAACAUUUCCGUAGACGGACGUCUCCAUGCAAUUCGACCCUUUGCGCUACCAUGCUACUCAUUUUAUAACGGGAAUGAAGUCACAAUCGAUGAGGCGGCUUGUACUCUGAUCCGAGAGAAAUAUGUUACAAAUUCAAUACGCGCUGAAAGGCCCAGCGGUUAUAUGAAUCUCCAGGGUGAGAUCUGUCUAGGGGAUCCCAUAAACCAGUGUGCGUUAGAUAAUACAGCAGCUCCGGCAGCCAAACCCGCACCAGGUGCUUCGUGCAAUCAAGGCAGUGUUCCUUCAUACUAUAUUGAGGUCGAGAAGAUUUCGGAUAUCAUUGCAACUUUAAAUUUUACCCAGUAUCAUGGAGUUCCUUUAGUUAUUAAGAAUAGCGGGCAUGAUUACAUGACUAGGAACAGCCAGAAAGGAUCAUUAGCUCUUUGGGUGCACAAGUUGCAAGGCCUUACUAUCCAUAAUAAUUUCCUCCCAGAGGGAUGUGGAGCAGACUUGAGGGUUGGCCGGGCCAUUACCGCGGGCACCGGUGUUAGUACGGGAGAUAUUUACAAUUUCGCAUAUAAACAUGAAAGCACCUUCAUUGGUGGUUAUUCCCCGUCAGUUGCAGCUUCUGGGGGUUGGGUUCUUGGUGGUGGACACAGCGUAUUAUCACCAGUGUAUGGACUCGGAGCUGAUCGUGUCGUCGAAUUUAAGAUUGUGACGCCUGAUGGGGUUGCUCGAACUGCAAAUCAAUGCCAGCACGAAGACUUGUUUUGGGCUCUGCGAGGUGGCGGUGGAGGGACAUUUGGCGUUGUGCUGGAAGCUACUCACCGUGUUGAACCGUUAAUACCAGUCGCGGUCGCAAACAUCAAACUACCUUCAAAUAUCACAGCAGAAACGUCGAUAAAGUGGAUUGAAUUGAUGGCGCGGGAAUCCUUGGCUUGGGGUAAACAAGGAUGGGGAGGUCAUGCGGGAGGCAUAUAUUUGACUUACAUGAAUCCUGUACCAGAGAUAGCCAACUUAGCCGACGAUGGAACUGCUGCUAAGGCCUCUAUGAGGAAUGUAUCAGAUUUUGCACUUUCCCACGGGGGUAGUAGUGUGGUAGAGGUUCUACCAAACUUUCUUGAUGUGUGGAACAAAUACGUCUUACCAGGGGCUCUGACAACAGCUGGGGUCACUCGCGUAUUGGCAACGAGGCUCAUACCCCAGAGGUUAUUCAGUGAUGACGCCGGAAUUAACAAAUUGAUGGAUUUCAUAAAGGCUACGCAGAAGUUGGGGUUUGAUCCACGGAACUUUUACAGCCCGGUAGAUACACCCUUUGUGAUAGACAGCACGACGAAGCUGAAAAUGCGAAAUGACACAAGGCCAACAACAUCUAUCCAUCCAGCCUGGUACAAUUCUCUUUGGGAUAUUUCGACAUCCCUAACGAUUUCUUGGAAUGCAUCAUACGCCGACCGCCUGGAAAAUAUGACUGCUAUUACAAGAGGAACGCUUCUUGCGGAGGAGUUAACAGGUACCGAUGGAGGGACUUACCCGAACGAAGCGAACCCCUUCACGGCGAGUUGGCAAGAGUCUUGGUGGGGCCAUAACUAUGAAGCCUUGCUCCAAAUUAAAAAGAAGUACGAUCCAAGGGGGCUCUUGAAGUGCUGGAAGUGCGUUGGGUUUGAAAACAAGGACAUAUUGACCGACAGAUUCAGAUGCCAGGGAAAGUUACAACUGGAUGUCGACCGUAAUGUAGCAAAUAUUAUGUAAUAAUUAUACUCUAAGGAAGUUCGAAGUGAAAGUGUCAGGGGACAGUAUAAAUUGGGUACAGAUCUACGUAGAAUAGAUAUAUAAGGGGCGCUGCGCGCCCUCGAAAGAGUAUAGAAGGUCAAG